This is a messenger RNA of Zingiber officinale, 888 nucleotides long. RefSeq names its product succinate dehydrogenase [ubiquinone] iron-sulfur subunit 2, mitochondrial-like. Gene Ontology annotation, molecular function: electron transfer activity; 2 iron, 2 sulfur cluster binding. NCBI's taxonomy places the organism in Eukaryota, Viridiplantae, Streptophyta, Magnoliopsida, Zingiberales, Zingiberaceae. The coding region runs from base 28 to 888 and encodes 286 amino acids. Gene Ontology annotation, biological process: aerobic respiration; respiratory electron transport chain; tricarboxylic acid cycle. Gene Ontology annotation, cellular component: mitochondrion. The record is from RefSeq and is a predicted model, not a curated record. The transcript is spliced from 2 exons.
AGCAGAUUUUAGGAGAAUAUUCAAGUGAUGUCUAUGAUUUGCCUCAAAACUCUUUUUUUUUUUUUUGGGCCUUUUUCUUUUUCGAUUUGCCGUGUCGCAACCAUGGCCACCGUGAGGGUUCUCCUACGCCGAGGCUCUGCCGCCGGACGCGGUUUUCUCCCCACCUAUGCGCCACCGCCCACCGCUGCGUACCCCACGGCAACGCGUCUCCUCCAGGCGCAGGCCCACUCCUCCCAGUCUGAUUCCGCGGCGGCCAAGCCCGGGCGCACCAAGACCUUCGCCAUCUACCGAUGGAAUCCUGAUCAUCCCGAGAAACCUCAGCUCCAGCAAUACGAGAUCGACCUCGGCGGGUGCGGCCCCAUGGUCCUUGAUGCCCUGAUCAAGAUAAAAAAUGAGAUCGACCCUUCCCUCACCUUCCGUCGCUCCUGCCGCGAGGGCAUCUGCGGGUCCUGCGCAAUGAACAUCGACGGGGACAAUGGGCUUGCCUGCCUCACCAAGAUCUCGUCCUCUGCCGGUGCCAGCACGAUCACGCCGCUGCCGCACAUGUACGUUAUCAAGGAUCUUGUGGUGGACAUGACGAACUUCUACAGCCAGUACAAGAGCGUGGAGCCAUGGCUUAAGAGGAAAGACCAGCCUUCUACCCCAGGGAAGGAGAUCCUGCAGAGCAAAAAGGAUCGCGCCAAGCUGGAUGGUAUGUACGAGUGUAUCCUUUGCGCCUGCUGCAGCACCUCCUGCCCUAGCUAUUGGUGGAAUCCUGAGACCUAUCUCGGACCGGCUGCUCUCCUCCAUGCCAACAGGUGGAUACAGGACAGCCGAGAUCAGUACACGAAGGAGCGACUGGAUGCUGUAAAUGAUGAGAAAUGCUCAUAUUCCACACACUCAUGGUAA